Molecule: messenger RNA, 677 nt
Organism: Cylicocyclus nassatus
Lineage: Eukaryota; Metazoa; Nematoda; Chromadorea; Rhabditida; Strongylidae
Source: the annotation of a GenBank genome assembly
UUUUUAGCAGAAUGGCUAUGCUUAUGCGGAGCGCAUGCAGCACCAUACGGCUAGCAGCAUGUGUCGAACGACUUGCUCUUCAAACCAGGACUUUGUCAAUCUCGGCUAGAUUAUUGUCAGAACGCAGAUACACCAAGAAACACGAAUGGGUAGCCGUCAAGGGAGAUAUUGGAACUGUUGGUAUUACAGACUUUGCAGCGGAACAACUUGGUGACAUAGUUUUCGUCGAACUUCCUGAAGUAGGAACGGAAAUUUCCCAAGGUGACACUACCGGAGCUGUGGAAAGCGUAAAAGCAGCUUCGGAUGUGUAUGCCCCAGUUUCGGGUAAAGUUACGGAAAAGAAUAUAGCAUUGGAGCAGGAAUCUGGAAAAAUUAACAAAAGUCCAUUUGGAGAUGGUUGGAUGUACAAACUAAAAUUGAGCAAACCAAAGGAAUUGGACGAUCUACUAGACGAGGAUCAGUACCAAAAGUUCAAGAAAGAAGAGGAGGCCGCAGAGCACUAGAAAGUGCUUUUUUGCGGGUCGCUUAUCUUUUGAAUUUUGCUUUCUGUAUAGCCGAUAACGUAGACAUUCCAUAUGGAUCUAGUUUAGGCGAAUUGUUUUGUUUUUGCUCAGUCCAUGAGUAUGAGCUGUUUCAGCACUGUUUUGCAGCGCAGUCAUAAACAUUUAUCAUUUGAA